Molecule: messenger RNA, 6833 nt
Organism: Salmo salar (Atlantic salmon)
Lineage: Eukaryota; Metazoa; Chordata; Actinopteri; Salmoniformes; Salmonidae
Source: RefSeq, a predicted model, not a curated record
UGAUCAGAGAGAGCAGGAAGGAUUGGAAGAGCAUCUCUGUAGCAACCAUCCUUUUUUUUUUUACAUUUAUUUUAGAAAGCGAAAUAGAACAUUGUGAUCCUGUAUUUAUUAACGAAGAUAAACAAAGUUUGUUUGGUCGUCUGUAUGCGAGGGUGCGAAUCUAGCAGGUAACGUUAGCAUUAGUUUGCUAGUUAAUGUUUUUUUUCUACAGUGUGAGUAUGAAAGUCGUCACCAGCGGCCUGUGUCAGUGUCUGGAUAAUAAUCUUAGCUAACGUUGCCUGAGAUAGAGCUCUGACCCCUUCCACUCUCUCCUCUGUUUACCGGAAUGUUCCGCUCCUGGCCAUGGAACGUCCCUUUACCAACUGCCCUGCCAGAAGGAGACGCUGAGAAAAGCAACAGUUUCAGUCUGAGCUGGAUUCAAUGAGGGAGCCAGAGCGGGAGGAGCAACCUGAAGACGCCAUCAUGCCUCCCAAAUUCAAACGACACCUCAAUGAUGAAGAGGUCACGGGAUCCAUAUGCAGCGAGAGGAGGAACCUGCUGGAGGAAGACUCUGAUGAAGAGGAGGACUUCUUCCUGAGGGGACCAACUGGACCCAGAUUUGGAGCUGGAAGUGACAAAAUCAGACAAGUGCAGUCGCAGGUUGAUGAGGUCAUUGAUGUGAUGCAGGAGAACAUCUCUAAGGUGAUCGACAGGGGAGAGCGACUUGAGGACCUGCAGGACAAGUCAGAUGAAGGCCAUCAUAGCUCUGGUGGUGGUCUUUCUGCUGCUUAUCAUCAUCAUUCCAGUGAUAUUGCGGUAUCGCUAGUGUCGCCAGGAGGAGGAAGAAUAUCUCCUCUUCCUCCCAUUCUCCUGCACACAGUCCUUCACAUCAGCCAGGGGGCACCACCCAGCCUCCCAGACCCCUGCUGUGCCAGCCUGUGUGUGUGGCUCUGGGUAGAAGUUGCUCCUAACUACAGAUCUAGGAUCAGCUCACCCUCUCCCAAUGCUAACCUUGUAUUGAUUGAAAACACAAAACUGACCUAAGGUCAGUGUCUACUAGGGACCACUUCAUUCUACUCUGUGUGUCCGGGCCAAGGGUGACAUAGGUAGCAUUACGUUGGCGUUACAUAGGGGUUGGGUUUGCUUUGCAAAUGACACCUUAUUUAGGGAAAAGGUUGUCAUUUGACAUGCUGCCUGUGUCUCAGCCCCCUCAUCAAACUUAAGUAGAACUCCGUUCAAUACAUAAUACAUAUCAGCUAGUCCAGUGGUCACCAAACUUUUCUGAGUCAAGAUCUCUUUUACAGUCAGAAAGCAAGCCGAGAUCUACCACUUAGAUUUUUUUAAGUCACUUAAAAAAAAAUCUAACAUUAACUCAAUAGUUCUGUAGGAAUGAGGUUUGUGCAGUAGGCCUAAUACAUUAUCACAGCAUAUUGGCUAUAUGCCUGGACUGCCAAUAUUGUUCUUCUUAGACCAUAUUAUAUUUCAGAACUCAAGCUUUGAUAACAAAAUAGAUCCGUUGAUGUAGCACUUGCGAGGCACAGCUAGGGCUGUGGCGGUCACGACAUUUCGUCAGCCAGUAACUGUCAAGCAAAUAACUGUCGGUCUCACGGUAAUUGACCGUUAAUUAACAUAAACACAUUUAACAUCUCCUGGCUUCCACACACAGCCUACAAGCCAUUUAAAAUGUCUAAUAAAUCCAUGUAAUAUAGCCUACACCUUCACAAUAAAUCCAUUAUUUAUUUUAGACCGAUCUUAAGAAGCAUGAUAUGAAGAAAAUGUAUUCUAUUUCAGAAUCAAAUAAUAGCAUACUCCUGAUGUGUCUAUGCCAAAUGGCUGUUGGCUACGCUAGUUCAUUUAGCAGACAAGAUUCGCUUAUAAUUCUGUGGUGUUAUAUUAUUUUAUAGUAUGAAGAAUACAAUUUAACAAAACUGAAUAAAAUUAUAAAUAUUUUCUCAAAGAUUUGAGGGAGUGCGCACAUGUGGCUAUUCCAUGUUGAGCGGUUAACAAAGAAACAGGUCCUCCUAUAUGUUUAAUUUAGUUAUUAAUGUAACUUGUUCUACAAACAUUGGGCUGGCUAUAUGUUUAGAUUUUUAAUACAUUGUAAGGCUGCAUGAUGCAACUUUAAAGCUCUGCUUUGUUUUUUUGCGCAGGCUGAACACAGUCUCUCAUUCACAAUUUGACAAGCAAUUUGACAAUGCCUAGAAGUUCAUGGCGGCAUCCCCUUUGUGGCCUAAUGCACCCUAUAAAAAUCCAUGCCUUUUGCGGCCCGGAGUGCUGCAUUGUGCCCUUCUCCCUGAGUGUGCUGCGCAAUCCGAAGCGUCUCUCACUCUCACACGGCUCUAACACAUCAGGGACGCAGUUGUGCGUGUCCUUAUCUAAUUACGAAGUGCAUAUUGAAGAUAUUGGAAGAACUGUCCACAUUUACUUUUCGUCAGCCAACAAGAUGAGUAGGCCUAACGAACAGCAAAAGCACUAGCCUAUAUCAAUCUACUAUCCCCCAUAGUACAAAAGUCGACCUAUUCUAUUCUGUGCGAGAAAUAAAUAUUCCAACCAGUCUGGGACAGUUGUGGGAUGCGAUAGAUCCCAAAUUAAUUCAACCACUAGCAUCAAAAAACAUGUUCUAUGCAAUGAGGCUGACGCAACAGAUCAGAACGUUUAGCUUAAAAUGUUGAUAAACUAUUAGGCUAUUUCUUCACAUUAUAACCACAGGAAUGUGCACAUGGUAGUAGGCAAUAAGCGCAAAUGUUCCAUUAGCGGAAAACAACAUUAUCAAAAGUGACUGCAAAUGCAAAUAUGCAUGUAAUGCUUUUAUUAUAAAGGUGCAUUUUAAUGGUGAAAAUUAUCUUCCCCAAACUGGAAACUCACGCGCUGCUUAUUUAUGCCAGUUAGGCUCUACACCCCUUGUAAAGGUGAUUUAUGUGUUUCAUUUUAUUAAGUUAUUAAUUUUACUAAAGUUAUUUGGACACUUUAGUUGUGAUACAAACCUUAUUAAAACAUAUAGGCCUAUGGGCUAGGCUACAUGAGGUGUGCGAAUAUGAUUCGAACAAGUCGCAAAAAAAAUGUAAUUGUUUCUUAUGCUGGGCAUCAUUCACAAGUGAUAAUAUAUAAUUCACACGUGAUAAGCUAAUAUUGUCACCCAUCAGACGAUUCUUGAUUUAGUCUUGUCUUUACAUAUACUAAAUAAUAUAUGUGACAUUUGUUUUGAUUUAGAAUGGACCAUUAUCAUGCACCUGUAUUGAAACGGGGGCAGUAGGGAAAAAUACGUCAUCUCACGCAACUGCAUUGCCUAUAGAAAUGUUGCGCAACAUGAGCUCAUGGGCUCUCAUGAAAUUUUUGAUUAGAUCUUCGAAUAUAUUUGCAUUGAUGUCAGAGUGAUUAGAGGGACAACAGAGUGCUGAGUACCAGGCAGUUAGCAAGUUUAGUAGGCUACUAAUGACCAUCAGCAGCAUCAGAGCUUGGAGAAGCCUAAUCACUGUGACUAAAUGAUCACGUGGAAUUUGACUGCUUUCAUCACUCGUGACCGCUGGUGUGGCGGUAAUACAGUCACCGCAACAGCCCUAGGCACAGCUGAGCAUAUAUUUUAGAAUGUGCUUUAUUAUUUUACUGGAGGUAUGGUACCUGCGUCUGAUGGUUAUGGUGCUUUCAAGACAACUGGGAACUCGGAAAAAUCGAGGUCAAAUCAUGACAUCAGUGAAGAUGCCGGAGUUACCGAGUUGGAUUACCAUUCAAAACGAUUUUCCCCAGUUGGAUCUCGGUUUUUUCCGAGUUCUGACUUCAGUGCGUUCAAGACAACUGGGAAGUCUGAGAUUUCAGUUCUUUUGGAAAAAAAAUGGUAUUAGUCUCAAGGGAUGGAGAGCAGCAGCCUCUCACGGUCCUCGCUCUUUCCUUUCCUCAGGCGAGACUGACCAGAGAGAGGGUACAUAAUCUUUCAACUGACGGCGAAACUCAAGUCGCACCGCAUCUGCUUCAGGCACAAAUUCUUUGUUGUUUCUAUGACCAAAGAAAGUUAAAUACUCCUCGAUAUUAAAAUAUACACAUCGAGCUGCUAAUAAUAAUAAAACGCAGGGCUAUCGAUACACUUGGCUACUCAUUCAUAGCAGCUGCAGCGUGAGUGGAAGAGGAGAAUAACAUUUAGACAUGAAUUACUCAUAAAAACAGCAGGUCUUUGCUGUGUUCUUUGACAGUCUCUCUCUGGUCAUGGUUUUAAAAGUUAUGAAAUCUAGGGCCUCUUGAGUAACGCAGCGGUCUGUGGCUCAGUUGGUAGAGCAUGGUGUUUGCAAUGCCAGCAUGGUGUUUGCAACGCCAGGGUUGUGGGUUCGAUUCCCACGGGGGCCAGUACGAAAGAAAAAAAAUGUAUGAAAUGAAAAUGUAUGCAUUCACUACUGUAAGUUGCUCUGGAUAAGAGCGUCUGCUAAAUGACUAAAAUGUAAAUGUACUAGAGGCGUCACUACAGACCCGGGUUCGAUCACAACCGGCUGUGAUUGGGAGUCACACAGUGCGGCGCACAAUUGGCCCAGCGUCAUCCUGGUUAGGGAAGGGUUUGACUGGGAGGCGCUUUACUUGGCUCUAGGGACUCCUUGUGGCAGGCCGGGUGCCUGCAGGCUGACCUCAGUCAUCAGGUGAACUGUGUUUCCUCCGACACAUUGGUGCGGCUGGCUUUCGGGUUAAGCGGGCGGGUGUCAAAAAGUGUGGUUUGGCGGGUCAUGUUUUGGAGGACGCAUGACUGGACCUUCGCCUCCCGAGCCCGUUGGGGAGUUGCAGCGAUGAGACAAGAUCGAAAUUGGGGAGAAGAAAGGGGGUAAAAUGCACACAAAAAAAAGGUAUGCUGUGGGUGGGGUUGUGAAAGCUGUAGGUAGGCACGGUGAUUUGAGCUAUCUGAUUGGCCAGCACAGUAGGCACGCUCUGUUUAACCACAUAUCUCCCGGCAGAGUUUGUAUUUUCAGACAAAUGAAAUGGUUCAAACUGGGAAUACUUUGCCUACCCGUACAGGGCUUCUGUAUGAUGAAGAUGUAGUAGUAUUAUUAUAGUCAGACGUAUUAUUGUUAGUCAGACUUUUAGUCAAUCUGUCUGCAAUAGUCUAUCAACAGCUUAGAAACAUGUUAUACAGGACUUGUAGCACACCAAAAUAUUUGAAGAUAAAGAAAGUAACCCUCACUACCACCCCCUCAUCUCUUCUCACAUGUUUAAAAUGCUUUCAAGCCAGAACUGAAAAUGAGGCAAUGGAUGUACCUCAAUACUCUACAGAGGCCUCCUUUACUUGUCUCCUGCUUUCCUUUUCUACACCCAGCUUGAUCCGACACUAGUAGGAUAGGUUCUAGCCAGUGAGAGGAAGUCACUGUUGAGUAUUGAACUAGGCUUGGGCGGUAUCCAGAUUAUCAUACCUUCAUACAAACCUUGUGCCAUACCAGGAUAUUCAGUAAUACCGGCACACAAGGAGCGCUAUUUUCAAAACCAACUCUGCCUCUGUAAUCCGAAGGUUAGCAAUGCUAACAAGUUCAUGUAAAAAUCCAUAUAGAAUGCCAACUAAAUACUAAAGUUAUACAAGUAACUAAAAAAUGCUAGUCACAGUUUGUUGCACGCACAAAACAAAUCUUAGCAAGGAUCUUGAUCCGGGAAGGGAUUUUCUGCUGUUACCAAGCAAAGCUUUAUUUUAGAAGAAGUUAACCACUUAGCUAACUCACUAAGUAGCUACUAAAUUAGCAAACCAAAGCAUUUGCCACAUUUUAGACCGUUAAUAGUAUCUCGCUGGCAAACAUCUAGUUGUAAAUUCCAUACUGUAACUAGAUCAUGUGGCUUGUGCUGAACAACAGUGAGCGACUCACAAGGCUCUGGUCUCUCCUCAUUGUGUGCUUGUAAACAAACACCAUGUGGCUGGGGACUACCGAAAAGCUUCAUAAUGAAAUGUAUUAUGUGACAGGUGAAAUGAAGAUCACAUUUGUCUUUAUCUCCUAACGUAUUGCACAAGUUGACUUGAGGGAUUUACUUAAAAAGUAGCUACAGAUAUUCACAUUUAUAAAAAAAAACUUGAUAGAAAUAGUAUUGACAGUAUUGAAAAACCAUCCUGUGGCUAAUUCCAAAUAACACAUUAUACGCUAUACCAAGCCUGAUUGGGACAGUGUGUCCUACUGACCUAGUAGGGCACACUAGGUCAUAAAUGCAGAAGACACAUUUUGGUUGAAUGCAUUGAGUUGUGCAACUGACUAGGUAUCCCCUUUCCCUGUGGUACUGCUUGGCCACUUGAUCUAAUUUCCCAUUGGUAAUGCUAGGUUAGUUGUCUAUCUCUAGAUGGUUGAAUUCUAUUGUGUAUGAUGUAUUUUUUCUGUGAUAUUGAGUUCUGCUGGAAGGUCAACAUGAAGCUUAUGAAUGUCUGCUGCUAUUCCCAUUAACCCUGAGGAGCUAAAGGACAGACACUGUUCAUUUGACUGCAUCUGCUGGAGGUCAUAGCUGUCGUGUGUGUGUGUGUGUGUGUGUGUGUGUGAGAGAGAGAUUUGGGUGACCCAUACAUUCUGAGGGGGUGGGACUUGGGUGGCAUAAUUUGUUUUAAUUUGAAUGGUAUUAGUUUGUAUUGUUAUGAUGUGUCUGGAAGAGUGCUGGUUAAUGAGUUACAAUGACUCUAUGGGCUGUGAAACACACAGACUGGGGUGUAACACUGCCUAGUGUGAUGACAACACAGCGUCUUGCAUAUCUGUACAAUACAAUAACCUCUACAUCUUCAUUCCUUUUGUUUUUUUAGGUAAUUUAUUUGAGGUGUAAAUAUUGAUCUGUAAUGAUGUACUAUACUCUGGCAUUGACAAACUGUGAACUACUGGAACUACUGUAAUGUUUCUCUGAGCUAAUAAAAUGAUUUUAAAGGA